AUGCCGAGUGCGGCCGAUCUUCUGGAGAUUCGCGAGGGCAUCAAGCGCAAUUUCCUUUCUGCUCUAGACGCCAAGAGCCAGACUCAGUCUAGUAGAUCAGUCAUUGCAGCUGCGCUCAAAGAUCCAGAGAUCCCGCAGGAGGAGAGAAGCAUCGACCGUCUGAUGGAUGAAGGGACCACUAUUAUUUUCGCUGGGACGGAAACUUCUGCGCGAGCCAUGAGUGUGGCCUUGUUCCAUCUGCUCGACACCAAGUCGCAUCUGAAGAAGCUGCGAGAUGAACUCAGCUCCAGCCCGGGGACUCGAGCGAGCAAAGAAUGGACUCUCUCCGAUCUAGAAGCUCUUCCAUUUCUGACCGGCGUCGUGAAUGAAUGUCUUCGCUUAUCCUUUGGUGCUGUUGGACGUCUUCCGCGGGUAGCCACGCACGAUGCACUGCAGUACAGAGACUAUAUAAUCCCACCAGGCACUCCUGUCAGCCAGUCUACCUACUUCGUCCAUACAGAUCCAGCAGUAUACCCCGACCCAUUUGUCUUCGAUCCCGAGCGAUGGAUCAAGGCUGAGAAUGACGGCGUGCCGCUGGGAAGGUACCUAGUCAGAUUUACCAAGGGAACACGCCAGUGCCUGGGAUUGAACAUGGCGUACGCCGAACUCUACAUUGCUAUCGCUAGGAUCGCGCAUACAUUCGACAUGGAGCUUUACGAUACAACUCAAAAGGAUAUCGAGGUUUAUCAUGUCCGUUUGGUAGGGUAUCCGAAGAAAGUGCGCGGGCAGUCGCCAGGAAGGGGCCAGGUCAAGGCCAAAGUGACCGGCAUAACCGAAGCGAAGGCUAAAUAA
This is a messenger RNA of Aspergillus viridinutans, 831 nucleotides long. Its product is annotated as cytochrome P450. Lineage: Eukaryota; Fungi; Ascomycota; Eurotiomycetes; Eurotiales; Aspergillaceae. Gene Ontology annotation, molecular function: oxidoreductase activity, acting on paired donors, with incorporation or reduction of molecular oxygen; monooxygenase activity; iron ion binding. The record is from RefSeq and is a predicted model, not a curated record. The transcript has 4 exons. The coding region runs from base 1 to 831 and encodes 276 amino acids.